GUAUAUCUAGAUAAGCGUUCGUGGUCACACUGGCAAACCCAAAAAAAUUAAAAUUUAAGAGUUCUGUGUGAAUCGCUUUAAGCCAUAAAGUCGCCGAAAUAGCGUAAAACCAGACGAACUCUUGAACAGCUCGACCAGUAGGUGACUGUUUUUCCAAUUGUUUGCCACGGAGAGCAAAAUGAGCCGGCCAUAAGAGCAGAGGAGCCAUUAAACCAACACGUAAUCCCCCAGAGAAUCGGAAACCGAGCACACCCAGAGAAAUCCUUCAGCUGCCAGUUAAAGAACAGAAAACUCGAGGUAAACUGUAAACACGAGUGUGGAGAAUGGUCAGAAAGCAAGUUGGAAUCGAACACAGUGCAUCCUUAGCAGUAAGCAAGCAGCAGGAUCAAAAGGAGCAUAAGGACUAUAAGCCAGAGGAUCAGAAGCAACAGCACAUCGACAUCGACUUGACGCCCGAUCCGGCCACUAACUUAAACUUCGCCCAGCAGGCGCAGGCCAACUAUUCCGCCCGCACGCUAGCCGCCAGCUAUGAGCACGGCCAGAAUCUCGGCCUGCAACAUGCCCAUCUUAACAAUACCACCACCAACACGCCCUAUGAUCUGUACGAGAUCGCCAGCUCCGGCUCCAUCCUGCCCACCGAGAUCCCCAUCGAGGACGAGGAGCGGCUGGAGCGCAUCUUCAACAAGCUGGACCGCGACGGCGAUGGCAGGAUCGACAUCCACGACCUGUCGGCGGCACUGCACGAGUUCGGAUUGUCGAGCGUUUACGCGGAGAAAUUCCUCCAGCAGUCGGACAAGGAUCAGAGCGGCAACGUGGGCUUCGCCGAGUUCCUGCAUUACGUGCGGGAGCAUGAGAAGAACCUGGUCCUGCAGUUCUCGCACCUAGAUAAGAACCGUGAUGGCAAAGUGGACUUGGAGGAGCUGAUAUCGGCGUUCAAGGACCUGGGCCUGGACAUUGACUUGGACGAGGCCAGAAAUCUGCUCACCAGAAUGGACAAGGACGGCAGCCUGAACAUUAGCUUUAACGAGUGGCGGGACUUCAUGCUCUUGGCGCCCUCAACGGACAUUCACGACUUGAUUAAAUUUUGGCGGCACUCUACUUACCUCGACAUUGGCGAGGAUAUGAACGUACCUGAUGACUUCACACAGAAAGAGAUGCAGACGGGCCUCUGGUGGCGACACUUGGUGGCCGGUGGCAUAGCUGGAGCAGUUUCCCGGACGUGUACAGCGCCGCUGGACAGGAUUAAAGUGUACUUGCAGGUACAAACACAAAGAAUGGGAAUCUCAGAGUGUAUGCACAUCAUGCUGAACGAGGGCGGAUCGCGGAGCAUGUGGCGAGGCAAUGGCAUCAAUGUGUUGAAGAUUGCCCCCGAAACUGCCUUCAAGUUUGCUGCCUACGAACAGAUGAAGCGACUGAUCCGCGGAGACGAUGGCAGCCGCCAGAUGAGCAUCGUGGAGCGUUUCUACGCGGGCGCUGCGGCAGGCGGCAUUUCACAGACCAUCAUCUACCCCAUGGAAGUAUUAAAGACGCGCCUGGCGCUCCGGAAAACGGGACAGUACGCGGGCAUUGCCGAUGCGGCGGUCAAAAUCUACAAGCAGGAAGGAGUGCGCAGCUUCUACCGCGGCUAUGUACCGAACAUCCUGGGUAUCCUGCCUUAUGCCGGCAUCGAUUUGGCGGUAUACGAGACCCUCAAGAGGCGGUACAUUGCCAACCACGACAACAACGAGCAGCCCAGCUUCCUGGUGCUCCUGGCGUGCGGCAGUACAUCGAGCACACUCGGACAGCUCUGCUCCUACCCGCUGGCCCUGGUGCGCACCCGGCUACAGGCACAAGCCGCCGAAACAAUUGCCAAUCAAAAGCGGAAAACGCAAAUACCCCUGAAGAGCAGCGACGCGCACAGUGGCGAGGAGACGAUGACGGGCCUGUUCCGCAAGAUCGUCCGACAGGAGGGUCUGACGGGGCUGUACCGCGGCAUCACGCCAAACUUCCUCAAGGUCCUGCCGGCGGUGUCCAUCAGCUACGUGGUGUACGAGUAUACGAGUCGCGCCCUGGGCAUUAAGAUGUCGUGAGAUGUCUGUCCUAAUCUCGCUCCUAUCAGGUUAACUCGGCUCGGCCCGGCCACCCGUCUGCGGCCCCGCUCUGCAGGGCGGAUCGGGCUGCGGCCGGGAGUGCGGCUGGUGAUCCGGCUGACGCUGUGCUCCAUUUUGUAUAGUAGUAGCGUUAGGUUAAGUCGGCUCGGUCGCCACUCGCUCUCUGCUGCAAUGAGACAGUCUCGUGCUGCUUUCCUUAAGUGUAAAACAGGCCUCUUCCACGUUCUGGGUUAUCCGUUUUAAGUUUUUAUAGUUGAAUUAGUUUGGUUAUUUUCUUAAAAUAUAAAAUAAGUGAUACUA
This is a messenger RNA of Drosophila teissieri, 2390 nucleotides long. RefSeq names its product probable calcium-binding mitochondrial carrier CBG00135 (gene SCaMC). The transcript has 8 exons. Gene Ontology annotation, molecular function: ATP transmembrane transporter activity; calcium ion binding. Gene Ontology annotation, cellular component: mitochondrial inner membrane. The coding region runs from base 324 to 2069 and encodes 581 amino acids. Gene Ontology annotation, biological process: transmembrane transport. NCBI's taxonomy places the organism in Eukaryota, Metazoa, Arthropoda, Insecta, Diptera, Drosophilidae. The record is from RefSeq and is a predicted model, not a curated record.